Salvia splendens (bonfire salvia) is the source of this 874-nucleotide messenger RNA. RefSeq names its product protein TIFY 5. Lineage: Eukaryota; Viridiplantae; Streptophyta; Magnoliopsida; Lamiales; Lamiaceae. Gene Ontology annotation, biological process: regulation of defense response; response to wounding; regulation of jasmonic acid mediated signaling pathway. The transcript is spliced from 3 exons. Gene Ontology annotation, cellular component: nucleus. Bases 86 to 412 code for a protein of 108 amino acids. The record is from RefSeq and is a predicted model, not a curated record.
CUCCUUUCUCCUUCAAACUCCCUCUUCUCUCUCUCUCUCCCACACAGAGUUACAAACAAACCCUCAUUAGAUUCAUCUCUUCAUCAUGAAGCGCAACUGCAAUUUGGAGCUUCGCCUCGUCACGCCUUCCAUGUUGGAUUUGAACGACGAGAGUUCGAACAAAAAGCAGCAGCUGACAAUUUUCUACAAUGGAAAAAUGGCUUGUUGUGAUGCAACGGAGCUUCAGGCGAGAGCGAUCAUAUCGCUGGCGAGCCGAGAAACGGAGGAAAAAUCGAGCAAGAAUUUUCCGGCGAUGAAUUCGCCGGUGUAUAGUGCGGCGACCGGGCUGUCGAUGAAGAGGUCGCUGCAGAGAUUUCUGGAGAAGAGAAAGAGUAGGGCUCAAGCGAUAUCGCCAUACUCGAUUACACAAUAGAGUUUUUUAGUUGAUUAAUUAAUGAUUGAGUAUUAAUUAGAUUAUGAGUUGUUUUUUUUAUAUAAAAAAAACGUCCUUUGUGGGCGGGAGGUUUAGGCAGACCUCCAACCCGUAAAUAAGAUCAAAAUGUAAUGUUCCAAAAACAUGAUCUUAGCCCAAAAGUGACUAAGAUCUAAACAACAACAUGAAGAUGCAAAAUAGAGGUCCCACGAGUCGAGAUCCUCCGUACUAUCAAGUGGAAAAAAAACCGACUAAAUAUAUAAGAUGAAGCAAAGAAAAACUAUCAAAACCAACCACCAAAGAAGCUGGGUCAAACCACAUCUCUACGUCGGAAACGGAAGUUAUGAUAUCCCAUGAGUUGGUUUAUUAUUAAUCAGAUGCAUAUUAAGGGAAUUGUUGUUGUAUUGGGUUUGAGAUGUUUAGCCAUGUUUGAUGAAAUGAAGUAUAAUUAAUUAAUGCAAA